This is a messenger RNA of Ostrea edulis (European flat oyster), 5472 nucleotides long. Its product is annotated as sodium/myo-inositol cotransporter 2-like. Gene Ontology annotation, biological process: transmembrane transport. Gene Ontology annotation, cellular component: plasma membrane. The coding region runs from base 60 to 2171 and encodes 703 amino acids. Gene Ontology annotation, molecular function: D-glucose:sodium symporter activity. Lineage: Eukaryota; Metazoa; Mollusca; Bivalvia; Ostreida; Ostreidae. The transcript has 17 exons. The record is from RefSeq and is a predicted model, not a curated record.
GUAGUAACAAAGUGUGCCACUUCUAGAAUAUACGCGCGGCAGACGGAUAGUGAAGAGAGAUGGGGGAAGAGACAGUAGAAGGGACACGGUUACAUUACGGGGAUUUUAUUGUCAUUGGUGGAUAUUUUGCAUUUGUUUUGUUUAUAGGAUUAUGGACCUCUCGGCAGAACCGUGGCAGUGCAGGUGGUUAUUUUCUGGCAGGCAGGAGCAUGCACUGGAUACCGGUUGGAGCCUCCCUGUUUGCCAGUAAUAUAGGAAGUAUUCACUUUGUUGGAUUGGCAGGAUCAGGAGCAGCUUCAGGAAUUGCCAUUGGUCUAUAUGAACUCAAUGCACUGUACAUUCUCAUGUUGCUGGGAUACAUUUUUCUUCCUGUGUACAUAGCAUCAGGUGUUUACACCAUGCCUGAGUAUUUGAAGUGUCGAUUUGGAGGACAAAGAAUUCAGAUAUAUAUAGCUGUUCUGGCCCUCAUUGUGUACAUCUUUACAAAAAUAUCGGCUGAUUUGUAUGCUGGGGCAAUAUUUAUAGAACAGUCCAUGCAUUUGAAUGUGUGGUGGUCCAUUCUGCUCAUUUUGAGUAUUGCCACAAUAUUCACAAUCACUGGUGGCCUAACUGCAGUUAUCUGGACCGACUUCAUACAGACCAUUAUCAUGCUGAUUGGAGCGCUAGUGCUGAUGGGAUUGAGCUUUGCUGAAGUUGGUGGAUUGAACGGAAUAGUGGAAAAGUAUCCUCAUGCCAUUGCAAACACAACAAAGUACUCCAACACGACUUGUGGAUUGCCUCGAAAGGAUUACAUGCAUUUAUUUCGUGAUGCUUCCACUGGAGAUCUACCAUGGCCAGGAAUCAUCGGGAUGUCCAUCAACUCUAUCUGGUACUGGUGUUCUGACCAGGUGAUAGUUCAGAGAGCACUUGCUGGCAAGACUUUUGAUCAUGCUAAAGCAGGAACAAUUUUGUGUGCCUUCAUCAAAAUCCUCCCCCUCUUCCUGUUGGUAUUCCCAGGAAUGAUAUCGAGAAUAUUGUUUCCAGACACUGUUGGCUGUGCUGAUCCAGAAGUCUGUAUGUCUGUCUGUGGAAGUGAGACCGGCUGUAGUAACAUUGCUUAUCCCACUCUGGUCAUAAAUCUUAUGCCAACAGGUGCCCGAGGAAUGAUGCUGGCCGUGAUGAUGGCAGCCCUGAUGUCAUCUCUCACCUCCAUCUUUAACAGUAGCAGUACAAUCUUUGCUAUGGACAUCUGGACCAGGAUCAGGAAGCAGGCCUCAGAGUUGGAGAUCAUGAUUGUGGGAAGACUGUUUGUCUUGGUUUUGGUGGUAGUCAGUAUUGUCUGGAUUCCUGUAAUCCAGGCCUCUCAAGGGAGUGAACUCUUUGUCUACAUCCAGGAAGUAUCCAGCUUCAUGCAGCCUCCCAUCUGCUGCAUUUUCUUGUUAGGCUUGUUCUGGGAAAGAUUAAACGAAGCAGGUGCUUUCUUUGGACUGGUGAUUGGGAUGGUGAUCGGAAUUAUCCGGUUCAUUGUGGAGUAUUCAUACAAUGUGCCUAACUGUGUGGAGAACCUGCCAGAUCCCCGGCCAUCCAUCGUCAAGGACUUCCACUAUCUCUACUUCUCCUCCUUCCUGUUUGUAGUCACAGGGAUGGUGGCCAUUGGAAUCAGCCUUCUGACCAAACCCAUCGACAAAAGAUGUCUGCAGAGGUUGACCUGGUGGACUCGAAACAGCGAGGAGCCUCGACUGGACAUUGAUGAAUGGAUUGCUGGACAGUCCAAAAAUGGGGAUGAUGAGGAGAGCUCGUCUGAAGCAGCCAGUACGGAAAAAGAGAAAGGCAUGGAAAUGGAGAACCUGGCUCAAAGAAAUGGAAAUGCCACAGAGGCAAGAUUAUCAGAGAAAACUGCCAACAAGGAAGCUGACAGUAACCAAAGAGACAGCCUAAUGAAACCUGCUCAUCUGGAUACAGAUCCGGAGGUUCAGAUAGAGGAAGAUGCAGUGAGAGUGUCCUUGCCUCGGCGAGCGAUUUACUGGUGUUGUGGAAUAGAGGAGGGUAAUAAGACGGAGCUGUCUAGCCACACCGUACAAAGAAAUCAAAUGCUGUCCAUUGAGGAACACCCAGUCUGGUCUAAAGCCUCCAACGCUUUUGCCAUCUUUGCCAUGGUUGCAGCUGUUUUUCUCUUUGUUUUCUUUGCUUGAGGUUUGCUCUUGUUUAGAAAUUCUGCCAGGUGUCAUAUGUGAGAAAGCAACCAUAAUCAACCAGUCUUUGAGUGCACGCAGAUUUAGAAUGACCACUUUCACAGCCAUUGAUCAUGUCUUGUCAUUUUAACAACAACAAAAAUCUUAGAAUGAUGACUAUCAGUCUGAAUGAUAAAUUUUUGAUUUACAUGUACAUAUAUAGGGUGAAAUCAAAUGGGCAUGAGGACAGUGUGGUCAUUUUGUUAUUUCCGAGGCUAUACUGUUUCAAUGUUUCUUGUGUUGAAGAGUUGCCAAAGUGGUUAUUGCCCAAAGUAAACAUUUGUACACAAUUUUAUCACACCAAAAAAUGAAACUAGUAUAUAGUUUUCCAAAUUAUAUUUAUCUUUUUUUACCAUAUAAAAUAACUGAUAAUUAGAUAUUUUAUAGCAUGGAGUGUACAGGUUUUGUCCUAUAUAUAUAUGUACUUGGCCAGUACAGUUAUUUUUUCAUGACCUGUCAGGUAAUUGCAAAUCUUUUUAUUCAUGGGUUUAUUUUAAAAAAAAAAUUCUAUUAGAAUGGAGCUGUACAUUGGUCCAUUGAGAUAUUGCCUAUAUUCGCAUCUGAUAAACAAUCCCUUAUAUAAAUGUUUCUGAAUUGUUACUUUUUGGAGUGAUCCGAAUUUUAAAAUUGCUAUGGUGUGGUUAAGAUGUGUUGACAACCAGAAUAAAGCAGGGCCAAUGGUUUAACAAUACCACACAUUUGGUUAUCCAUAACCAAUGAAAUGGUUCCUCCUGUUAGGGGCUGAUAGUCGCACUACAUCACAGGCACCUGGAUUUCUGUCGAUAAGUCGCUCAGUAAAGUAAAAAAAAUCCUAUCCCCUCUGUAUAAGUAUGUAUUUAUAUAUAGAGGGGGUGGGAUUUUUCAAUCUUUGGCUUUAUUGAGAGACUUGUUAACAGAAAUUCAGGAGCCUGUGAAUACAUGCAUGCAUCUAUUGUUCCGCUGGUCGAAAGUAGGGAUGUAGAUUCUUCAGAGCCACUCCUUUUUUUGGUUUAAUAUUAUAUACAGUUUAUAUUCAGUGCAUGUACAUGUAUGUCAUAAAAUGUGCAAAUGAUCAAUUGUUGAUCUGGUUUUUUAUGUAUGAAUGUAUGUGGCUGAUGUUUGUAAAAUAUGCAAGUAAUUGCUGAAAGAAAAACAUUCAUUAUGAAUGGUACUUGCAUAUGAUUUCAUAGUAUAUACAUUACCCACCAUGAAUAAGUAUACACAUAUAAUAUGAUAUUAAAGCUUUUUACAUAUUUUGGUAUGAAAUAUAUUCAAUAUAAUAAAAGAAGCUUAAUUCACUGUGUAUAACUUUCAAUUUAUCUCAGCAAAAUAAUCAUUUAAGAGGAUAAUUUUAUUAUAUGUGAAACAAUAAUAAUGGACAUUCAGUAUUUUUGUCAUAGUCUGUUAAAUUGUGCUAUUGAUUUAUUUAAGGUGAAAACUCGAAGGGUCUUAUAUCAAAUACAUAAUAACAUAUAUAAGUUUGAAAUGGUUUUGAAGUUAGGUUUGCAUAUCUCUUCCUAGAGAAAUAAAAAAUUCAGAAAAUCAAGUAUUUUAAUAAAAGACAAUGAUAUACGGGUAAAAAGUUAAAAGCCUUAAUGUCUUCUUUUUAAGUGCAAGUGUUCUGUAUUUUGCAUGAAAAGAUCUGUAUCUAUGAUGUAACUCAUUUUUUUAAAUGUGCAAAUAACUUAUUUUGGUGAGUGUAUACUUAAUUUAUGGUGGGCAGUGUAAAGAAUUUGUUGUACCCUGAUGAAAAAGAAAUAUGCAGUUAUGAACAGAGGAAAAUGACAUAAUAUUUAUCUGCAUCCAAAAUGGCUUUUUAGUGUUCAAUCAUGUAUAUCAUAGAAGUAGAUACAUAUGUACUUGGAUUAGAACUGUGAAUAAUUUUAUAUUUAUAUGUUACAAAUUUUUUAUUCAUUCUCGACUUGAAUGGUCCAACUAUAAUGACCCGGUUCAGUUAUUAUGAAAUGUGAUGUAUCAAAGUGUUUAUAUUUUAUUAUACACAGUUUACUAAGGUCAACUUUUGGGUCUGUGUGUUUAGUCAAUAUGUGCUGUAUUUCAAGAGUUCAUGUAGGAAACUUGGAAAUGAUGUCUACUUAUGAAUUUAUGUUAACUUAUGUCACUGAACACAGUGUCGGGGACAUUGUUUUUACUCCCAUUUCAUAUUUUUCCUCUUCUUUAGUUAGUCUGCAUGAUUUUAUGAAAGUACUAGAGCUUAAUUAAACAGAUCCAAUUCAAACUUUGUGGGCUGAUAGGGGGUCAUGAUGAGGGGUGCAAUCAAUGUUGCAAAUUUUCAUAAUGGCUGCCAAAAAACGUCAAAAAAAUCAAAGUUGGUGGACUGAAACCAAAUUCUACUUCUAGGGUUAUUUCUUGAUUAGUCCAUUUCCAACAUCAAAUUCUUUUUGUACCAAAUACAAAUAUAUUUCAAAGUGUUGAAAUCUCUAUGACAUUUGGGUUCAGGGGUCAAUUGAGGGUCCACAGUUCAUUUCUAGCAUCAAUAUCUCCAUUCAAUUUUCAAAAUUGUUGCCAAAAAAAUGAAGUUUGUCAGAUUUCAUGGUGAAUUGAGAACACCUAGUUCAUUUCUGACAUUAAAAUUCCAACAUGGGGGAGCGUGUUCAGGGACAUUUGUGUUGGCAUCCCAACACAGUUACAAAGCUUGUUAUGUUAGCUUUAAUAUAUUUCUAUAUGUAAAGUGUUUGUAGGGAGAAAGCAUACUUUAUAGAUUUGUGCCUUAUCCCAAAUGUUCAUAUAAAGUUUGUUCAAAUCAACUGAAUGAUGAAAAAACAUCAAUUAUAUUUUAAAAUGAUUGCAGAAAACAAGAGUAUUCUGUAGAAAAAAGAAAUUUGAGUGUAGAUUUAUUGCUGUGGUGUAUGGUUUCUUUCAAUAGCUGUAGGAUGUACUUAGAUAAUAACAUACUAGUAGUUCUUUUAUUUUGAAGAGUAAAGGUGAAAUGAUCGCACACCUAGAUGAAAGUGACCUCCACUUUUAGCAAGGUUCUUUUGUCUUCUGUACUGUUUAUUUCAUGUACAACCAACACAAAUCAGAAAGUUAAUGCAUGACCUACAUUCCACAUUAAUGUCCGUUCAGAUUUAAAGUUGCUUUAAUAAUUUUGCUCAAACAAGAGAUCAUACUUUUUUAAAAAUACUUUUCAGAUUGUAAAUCUGUUUAAUACUUCCUGUAGAUAUUUAUGUGUUCACGAGUGAUAUUGAAUUUAGAAUUCUAUACAGAACACAUGACAAGGUUUUGCUUGUUUUAUAUUCAGCGAAAUAAAAUCACACGAAGUACA